AUGAAGCUUCAUCCAGUGGUGAGCAGCUGCACUGCAGGAUGGAGAAGGAGAGGAAGUUCUUUGGGAACUUUUGAGAGUUUUUUUCCCAACUCUGGAGAAGAAGGGAAUCUAGUUCUAGAGGGGGGACGUCAUUGAACUUGGGGGGAAAACGCAAUUUCCAAACGUUGUUUGCUUUCUACAUCGUUUCGCUCAUGGAAAAACUGGAAAACGAGUGAACUUUCCUCCCCCGCGUCCCGAGGAAUACUUGACCAACCGACGGGGCGAUGAGAUGCGAGUGAGCGAUGCCUUGGAGAAAUGGACAGGCUGUAUUUAAGCGGAAACAUGGCGUCUGUCUCCCAAAGUUUGGAUUCUUUUCCAGUCUACUCUUUGCACUCUGCUGCCUCGAGGCGCUUUCGGGCGUCACGGGCGACGGGCGAGCGUGCAGUCCGUGUCCGGGGAACUGCUCGUGCGCGGCGGUGGGACCGCAAAACUUAUGCGUGGUUAACUGUUCGAACAUCGGACUGGAUCAGGCCCCAGCUGCGUCCGACCUACCGAGCGACACGCACACUCUAGAUCUUUCCAGAAACCACAUUCCCUCAGUGGACUCGAGUCUCUUUGAUCACCUCACCGCCCUCAAAGAACUGUAUCUUCAGAGUAAUCGUCUGGUCACUCUUCCUCAUGGGAUAUUUGGCUGUGGCCCGUUAGCUGUGCUAGAUUUGAGCAACAACCAGAUCACAACCAUCGAGGGAAGAAUAUGUGAUAAUUUAUUUAAUUUAACUACAAUAGAUCUGAGCUCUAACCCGUUUGUCUGUGACUGUAAGCUAGUGCGGUUGGUUAGCUGGUUGAAGGAACAAGGCGUUAGAGUGAAAAAACCCAACUCUAUGCUGUGUGAUCGCCCAGCAGAGGUGAAGAACCAACCACUGCUCAACGUCAGCGAGCACACCUGCGGCCUGAUGUAUGCGGGAUGUCUGCAGGAUGAGGAGCACGUGGGAGGCGUGGAGUUGGUCAUCUUCUCCUCCUCCACUCCUGGUCAUUUCUCACGUGAAGAGUGCAACUCGAAAUGUUUCCAUGAGAACCAGCGUUACGGCGGUUUGGGUCAGCAGAGAGAGUGUCUGUGCAGCACAAACUCUGAGCCCAACCACAUCAGCGAGUCGCAGUGCUCAGCCGCGUGUUCUGACCCACUGGUUAUGAAGGAGUGCCGCUGGACUGUGGCACACGAUGUGUUUCAGGUGAAUUUCUCAGCCUAUCUUCCAUCUCGCCGCGUAUCCGUCCACUCUGAGGCUCUCCUAUCCGUCGCCUCCUCUGUCUACCCUGUGUCUCUCUCAUGGGACUUCGGUGACCUUUCACCUCGGGUCAACACCUCUACACCCAACACGACAGCGAGGCAUAAGUACGGUCACCCUGGAAAAUACCAGGCCCAGGUGAGUCUUUCCGCAGGCCACCAGGAGAUCAUCGCACAGGGGAACGUGAGUGUAGAACUACCCCCUCGACUGGAGCUCCACUGCCCAUCAAUGAUCGUAGUCAAUCAGAGCCUGGAGGAGGCGGUGAGUCUGGUGAACUGGGGCGGAGUGGGCGUGACUGUGGACUGGCAAAUCAGGAAGGAUAGGAGAGAGAUCGCAAGAGCGGAGCCGCUGUGUUUGCCAGGUGCGAUCCAUCACGCUGACUCAUCCCGCUGUUUCCUGUUGGUGUCGGAAGAAGUCAGCUGGUCAGACGCACGGCGCAAUUGUUCUGCUCGUGGGGGAGAACUCGUUGUGGUGCAUUCCCAAAACGUACGAGACCUUCUGGCCCCUCGAAUCACACAGGAGCGUGGUGUGUGGUUGGGUUUGAGUGAUAAAUACUCUCCUCGUGUUCUGCGCUGGGUGGACAAUUCUGAGUUUCGGGCGGGUGAGGAGGGCGUGAGAGACCGAGCCAACCUGCAGCCGGGAAAUGUUUGUGUCUCGCUGGACAACAGUGGGCAGCCCAGCUCACACUCCUGUACCGCUAAACGUGCUUUUGUCUGCCAGUUCACUCGCCAAGUGCGUGUGCAUGAUGCAGGUGUGUAUAUGGUGGGCACCGCUGUGUUUAAUAUCCAGAGAUCAUUGAGCAACCCAACAGCAUCACAGACAUGUCUACCCAACACACCGGCCAACAGUGUAGAGCUGUUGCUCUUCCCUGGUUUGAGUUUUCUUCAAGCGGGACGACUAUCUUCUCUGGAGCUGAUCACUCAGUCUCUGAGCUCACACACACAGCUGCGCUUUCAGGUGUACCGACCACAGUGCCCGGGAUUCACACGCCCUCUGCUGCCAGGUUGCAGUGACUUCUGUGCCCCCAUCACUGUUUGCCAGCCCCCUGAUAACUGGAUUAAUGACACGUCCAUUCCGCCAGCAUCUUCAUUGUGCCCUGCGGGACGCCAGUACUGCCCAUAUUCUAAGGAGUGUCUGCCUCUUUCCAGCCCAUGCCACCCCAUGCGCUGUGCCAACUGCUCUGGGGUCGACCCUCUGCCUGCAGGCACCCUGUACCCCUAUUACAGCCUUGUAAGGGAGGUGCUGUUAACCCUACCACCUGGCCCCUCCACUCACGUCCUGGCCCUGGAGGAAAUAGAGGACCUGCUGGUUGCCCCUGGCGACUUCCUUGCCCUGCAGCACGAUGCUGGCCCAUCAGGGCUUCUCCAGUGCUCAUCAGACCCCUCAUCGCCGUGGAAACAGGAUGUGCUAAUCCAAAACCGCUCUAACUGGUGGGUAGCAAAUGAGACAUUGGAGGUGAAAGGAAAAGGAAGCUGGGAGGAGGGAUUGGUAUGCCAGCUGAGAGUGCUCUACAUCGGGCAGAACAACACCAAAUUGCAGGGUCCCUUUCUUCGUUCAGGGCUUCCACAGCCCGGUAACUACAGUUUGGAAGUGACAUCCAAUGAUAAAGAUUUUCCCAUAACAGCAUCCUGUCCAAUCCAUGUCAUCCCACCUUUGGGCCUCACCGUGAUCCAUCCGACCAAUCACAACGGUACGGUGUACUUCCUGCCCAAUCAGACGGCAGUUCUCGUUAGGGUGCGCACUCAGCACAGCGUACUGAUUGGACGGCAGGGUAGCAAUAUGACCGCACCCUUUCAUAGCUCCUGUCCACAGAACUUGCAGGCUAAGGUGGCUGAAUGUAGGCAACCCGACCCAUUCAAUGACACCAUGUUUGCGUGGGUCGACCUCCAGCUUGGGACCACACCAGGCCAGACCACCGUGGUGCUUCGAGCCCAGAGUAAAGUUACCGAAGCAGUGCUCCAGAUUCAGGCAAGGGUGCAAGAGCCUCUCCGAGGACUGGUCGUUCAACCCCAUCCUGCUCACAGAGUCCUCAUGGAAUCCGUAGUGAGUUACAUGGCAUCUGUGGAGGAAGGUACAGACCCCUCCUUCAGAUGGACAGUGGAUGAUAAACCAUAUUUCACAUACUACAACAGCAUGCUUAACAUCAUCUAUCAGAAUGCAGCUGUGUAUAAGCUCACGGUAACAGCUAUGAACCAAGUUAGCACUUUGACAGAGCACUUCAACGUGACAGUGGACCGUAUGAAUAGUAUGACUGACUUUACCAUCCGUGGAAUUCCUGAAAUCGUGUGUCAGGGGUCACCUCUCAACCUCUCUGCCUCUGUGAAGAUCGAUGUGGCUGUGGAUGUCACAUUCUGUUGGCUGUUUGGAGAUGGAGGGAACCGCACACGUCAUUUUAAGCCUCCUUAUGAUCACUCCUCUAGUAACCAGGUGGUGAUUCAUGACCAUGCAGAAUACGUUUAUUCCCAGCCAGGGGAAUACACGCUUUUAUUCUCUGCUUCCAAUCACUACGAAAACAAGACAUGCAAGUUUGACGUCUAUGUCUUUAGCAUUCUGACAGAUGUACAAAUUGAGACCAACCCACAACUUCUGCAUGCUGGAAAACUUGGAGAAUUUGAAGCCCACCCCUUACCAUCUCCUUACGGUAUCAUUUACUCCUGGAACUUCGGUGACAAUUCGAGUAUACGGCAGGGCCGUGAGCGCAGAGUUCCUCAUGCGUACGCUCACAGCGGUGUCUACACCAUCUGCGUGAAUGUUAACAACACCAUCAGCUGGACAGACACAUGUGCGGACAUUAUCGUUUACGAGGACGUCAAGGGCUUGAAGGUGACUUCAUCAGCUCCCACAGAACGAAACACACCUACUGUUGUCACAGCGAGUUUGGAAGCAGGCAACAAUGUAACGUGGAGCUUUGACAUGGGCGAUGGCACUGUACACACAAUUGUGGAUCCCCAAGUUGAAUAUACAUAUCGAAAAGAUGGCAACUACACCGUCAAUGUCACAGCUAUGAAUGAUGUGAGCUUACAGUGGGUAACCAUACCUGUUGAGGUGUUUGUGCUACAAGUGUUAUCGCUAGAACCUGCUGGGUGCGUUCGAGAAAACGAAGAGGUCAGCUUUCAUGCGUUUGUGUCAGGGAAUGCUUCGGGACAUCAGUAUGUGUGGAGUUUUGGAGAUGGAAGCCCCAAUGAGACUCAAUAUGGAGCCCCGGCAAUAACGCACUCGUACGUUAAGAGCGGAGAGUACCACCUAUCGCUGCUCAUGUCAAGUGAAGCUAACAAGGCCAAUUUUUUCACAAGAAUUUGUGUCCAACCUAAAAUCACAACAGUGUCUGUGCUUCCUCACAGAAAACAUGUCAAGUUUGGCGAAGAGAAUAGAUUCACUGUAACCGCUCUGCCAGAAUUUAACUACACGUACCUUUGGGAUUUUGGGGAAUAUGAGUCUACACAUCCUAUUCGUGGUGGAAAGGACAUUGGUUUUACUUACAAGAGUCCCGGACAAUAUCAAGUAACAGUUACUGUCUUUAACAACAUCUCCUGUAGCAACAACUCAGUUUCAAUUGAGGUACAGCAGCCUGUUGACUUUUUGUUGAUAAAUCAUAAUGGCGACAAAGGUAACAACCUCGCCUUACACAAAGACUACAUUUUUAUCGCCUCUUCAGACUCUACAAAUGUUGCCUACAUCUGGGACUUUGGAGAUGGGACUCGACUCAUUGGGACAAGUGUAUCACAUGCUUACAAAUCUUCUGGCAAUUUCAACAUCAGUGUUACAGGCAAGAAUGACGUGAGCGAGACUAAAAAUUACAUUUCUGUGGUGGUAUUAGCACCCAUUAAAGGGCUGUCAGUGAAUGCUAGUCUUGUCAAUGUUCCUCUUAACGCUUCAGUCAACUUUGAGGCACACCUUGACCAAGGGGACAAUGUUCGGUAUUUUUGGAUUCUUUGUGACCGGUGCACUCCUAUCCUAGAAACUCACACCAUGUUCUACACCUUUCGCUCCGUUGGGACUUUCAACAUCAUUGUAACCGCUGAGAAUGAUAUUGGCACGGCUCAAGCCAGUAUUUUCAUCUAUGUACAGCGCGAGUUAGAGGGCUUGCAGAUAGUGGCUGAGGAGCUUAGCGAAGGAUGCUGUUUUGCAACCAACCGUGUCCUUCACUUACAAGCUUCAUUGAAAGAGGGCACCAAUAUGACCUUCAGCUGGAACCUUCUGAGGGAACCUGAGAACCGUGACCUCAACCUCACUGGCAAGACCAUAGACCUCAAUUUUUCCACCCCUGGUCCCUGUGAGGUGCUCCUCAAGGCAACCAACUUGCUCGGCCAGCUGGCGGUAAACAGAACUAUUGAGUUUCUUGAACCUGUAAGGGAGUUGUUCCUAGAGUCUUCUCCAAACCCUUCUGCUCUGAAUGCCAUAGCAAACAUGACCAUAUCGGUACGUUUUGGGACUGACCUACAUUAUAAAUGGUGGGCUGAUGGUGAGCUAUUAACAUUUGACAUGCCCUCUGUCAUGCACCGUUUUAAAAGCGCAGGUUUGAAAUUGGUUACAGUGGAAGUUUCCAACCAAGUCAGCUCAGAAAAUGUCUCAAAGUGGAUCCGCAUUCAAGAACCUAUCUCAGGAUUGACCUUCACCACCACAAAUGUUACCGAGCAGAACUUUGUAGCAUCAGGGCUCAAUGUUUCCAUGCGUGGAGAAACACAGACGGGAUCCAACAUUUCAUGGAUGUGGUUAUUGCCAGAUGGCACCAAAUCAAACCAGCGUACCACCUCCUACAUCUUUCCUAAACCUGGACUCUGCACUGUCGCUUUGAACGCCACUAAUGAUGUCAGUGGCGAAGUGCUUUUACAUGACUUCACCGUACAAGACCGUAUCCAGGGUCUGGAGCUUAGGGCCAGUAAACAAAUCGCUGCAGUUGGAGAGAAUGUGGAGUUUACCAUAUCUGUCUCUUCUGGAACUUCUGUCAACUUUAUCCUGAGCAUCAGCGGUGAUGCAACUGUUGUUCUGAACAAUCAAACGUACAUCCACCAGUUCACCACUGUGGCGAAGUACUAUGUCAACCUUACGGCGCACAACCAGGUGAGUUCAGAGCGGAAGACUCUGCACAUUGAAGUGAUGGAACCGGUCACCAAACUGAGCAUACUGGACUGCUGUGAUGCAGCCAUACCUGUAGGAGUAACUCGGUCUUAUGUAGCGAGCACGCCGACACGUGAACCACUGACAUUCCUGUGGACUUUUGACCUUCAUCAUGGUGCCAAGACCACGCUGGUUGGCAGAUCUGUGACAUACACACCAGAUGAGCCAGGAAAUCUGACCAUAUUCCUGAGAGCUUUCAAUUCCCUGAAUGGUCUAAAUGUGACCAAGGUUAUACGAGUUCAGAACAGUAUCAAAUCGUCCAUCUUGGAUGCUCAGCCAAGCGACACUUUUGUAAACAAGACAAUCAGCUUCCAUGUGGGCAUCACUCCUGUUUCGACCUCUGCGACUUAUCAGUGGGACUUUGGGGAUAGUACCUCUGUCGCUAUCACAACCACACCUUUCCAUAACCAUAUCUAUUUCCUCCCUGGUCACUAUGUGGUGCGAGUCAAUGUUAGUAACCUGGUCAGCUGGACAACUGCACAAAUUGAUAUCAACAUCUCUGUCCUAAAGUGUGACGAACCAGAAGUUCAGAUUAUUCAAGCUCCACGACUCGCCAUCUGGCGUUACCAGCCAACCUUGGUAGAAGCCAAUGUAAACUUGAAGGGUUGUGCCCUCUAUGGGGUCGAGUACCUUUGGGAGAUCCUUACCUCUCCUCGUUGUCAAGAUUAUGACAAGAAAGGGCCUCCACCUUCUAAGGUCCAUCUCCCAGCGGAAGUCAAUGUUCGGAGGCUCCAACUUUCAGUGCCCAAGAUGUCGAUUUCAGCUGGGAACUACACUCUUGUGUUUUCUCUUUCCUAUGAGGGAGUGCCACUCAGGAAGGCAGCCUGUCUGCAGCUCUCGGUGAUGUCCAAGAAGUUGGUACCCAUCAUUGAGGGUGGAACCUACCGUGUGUGGUCAAAAACUCAGGAUCUACAUUUGAGUGCAGAGCAAUCCUAUGAUCCCAACCUGGACCCAGAGAACCAGUCCCUACUCAACUACCACUGGGAAUGUGUGAGCACUUCAAAGGGCCCGGCUCACUGCUCUACUCUGAAUUUCGGGUUGGGUCCCAGCGACCCGGUUCUGGGCAUCUCUGGGUCCGAGCUAGAGGUGGAUGUUGAGUACACAUUUCGUAUGACCGUCAGCAAAGAGGGCAUGACCCCAGAAUCCACAACGCAGACGGUUUGUGUUCAGAGCGGUCGUAUCCCGAUGGUGUCGCUCGAGUGUGUCUCGUGUAAAGCUCAGUCUCGUUAUGAGAUCAGUCAGAGCACGUAUGUUUACUUGGCUGGCACCUGCAUUAAUUGUCACAGUUCACACCGAGGGCGAUGGACGGCGAUGACCCGUCGGAAUGAUACACUAGUGUUAGAUCUGAACACCACCACCACAGGCAGUGACAGCAUGCACCUGGUGCUGAGACAGGGCAUCCUUCACAACGGAGACUCCUACAUAUUCAGCCUCCAUGUGACAGAUGAUGAAAUGGACAGGGAGGGUGUGGCCUAUAUCGAGCUCCACCCCAAUCUGCCUCCAGCAGGGGGUGCAUGUUCUCUGUGGGCGGAUGGGGAGGGGCCUCAGGUGCGCACGCUGCUGGAUAGAGUGCACUUCAAUUGCUCAGGUUAUGCUGAUUUGGAUGAGAUGGAGUCUCCUCUGGUGUACAGUCUUUUGGUGGCGCGUUGUUCAGGACUGUACUGUGAGGAGUUCUGUGUGUAUAAGGGCACCAGUCCAGAACAUUCUGCCUUCCUGCCCCCUGGAUUCAGCAAAGCCCAGGACAGAGUGUCUGCUUUUGUCAUGGUGGAAGACCACCAGGGGGCGUCAGUUACUGCAAUCAACAUGACGAUAGAGGUGGUUUUGCCGCAGGUUCCCGAAGGUUUCAGCAGUCUUCCUCAUUGGCUGAGUAAUCUCACUGACUCCAACCUCAGGGAGCUGCUCCGACAGGGAGACUCACAGAGAGUGAGGGAACUGUCUCUCGCUCUCAUUACUGUUCUUAACAAGUAUGAGCAGGGUGUAUCGCGCAGGCGUGAGCGUGUGUCAAAGGCUGAGCGUCAGUAUAGAGUGAGCGUAAGAGGAAACAUCACACGAGCUCUGACGUCACUGGACCUGACCACCGUCAACGACAUCCAGCAGACAUCAGCAGCCCUCGCUCAGUGCACGGCUGUGAGUCGAGAGUUUGUUUGUGAAGAGUGUCAGAACAGCACGCUGGAUAAACUGGAGUCGAUGUUAGAGAUUCUACAGACAGACACUAAACAGGGGACAGUCACCCCUACUGAGAUUGCAGACAACAUCCUCACUAUCAUGGGUGACCUGAUCCACCAGGUGAGUCAGGCCACCUCCUCUCCGCCUCCGGAAGCCGAUGACCACUACGGUGUCUCUUCCCAGUCUCCGUUUCUCUUCCAGGAGCAGCAGCAUCAUCUGUUGCGUGUGGCCGCAAAAGCCUACUCCCUCUCAUCUGUACUCAUGAGAAUCCUCAUGCUCGCUCGCGUUCUCAACGAAGAGCCUCUGAUCUUCCGCGGAGCCGAGAUCAGAGCCGCCGGCAAACGUGCCGACCCGCAGAGCCUGCUGUGUUACGGCAAGAGUGAUGCACACGAGUGCCGCCAUUUCUCCAUUCCUCGCGCGUUUAACACCAGUCUGGGACGUGCAGCAGGGGCCGCACAGGUCCAAGGAGCCAACAGUGAAGAUGGAAUCGUACAGUUGCUGUUUCAAAUGGAGCCAAAUCCGUUUCCGUUCAAUUACGUAGCGAAUUACACAGUGUCUACAGAGGUAGCGUCUAUGGAGUUCCGAACCGUAAAUGGCACGCAGAUUCCGAUAUUGGAUUUGGACGAGAGCCAAGCGAUAACGGUUGCGGUUAAUAACGGAAGCAUGGCGGGGCUGGACGCUAACGGAAUGGAGGCCAUCUUGCCACCAGCGGGAGCUGAGAACAUCAGUCGCUGCAGUUCUGUUAUUGUGAGGGUGAGCACCAGGAACGCCAACAAUCAAGCUGGAAUCUACGUACAACUCAACUUCACCGUAAUUGAUGAUUCUCCAGAGAAGGUGGAAUUGGAUCCAUGGAUUACAGCCUAUCUGCACACCUCCGAAUGGCCCAAUGAAUUCAACAGCACUGACAGGAAACGCAUCACACUCAGUAUGACAAGGGGGCGGGACUUGGACCACAGACGCUACACAUUCUUUCUGUCUCCAAAUCUCUAUGACACCACGCGUGAUCACUUCAUAAACGUGUCUACGAGCUGCGGUGCAGAUUACCCAAAUAUGAUCCGUUUGGAGGUGGCCGUGUUCACGUCUUUGUGCCAGUACUUCAGCGAGAGUGCGAAACAGUGGCGGACGGAUGGCAUGAUUCCUCUUCCCGAGACCAGCGUAGGCCGAGCCGUUUGUCGCACACGGCAUCUUACUGCAUUCGCCGCCAGUCUGUUUGUUGCGCCUGACGCCGUUUCCUUCAUCAUUCCUGAACGUUCUGUGGGUCGCAGUUUAGUGGUGGUGUUGGUGUGUGUGAUUGGACUGUUGUGUUACGUUGUGGCCGGUGCUAUUCUGCGCAAACUGGAUCAGAUGGACUUGAGACGGGCCUCGGUGGUUCCGCUGUGUGGAAAGGAUGGACUGUACAAGUACGAGAUCCAGGUGAAGACCGGCUGGGGCUAUGGAGCAGGUACCACAGCCCAUGUUGGCAUCAGCCUCCAUGGCAGCGAGAGUCGCAGUGGACACAGACACCUGGACAGCGUUGGAGCGUUCGCUCGCAACAGCCUGGACAUCUUCCACAUCGCCACGGACACAAGUCUGGGCAGCGUGCUCAAGAUCCGUGUCUGGCAUGACAACAAAGGUCUCUCUCCUGCUUGGUUGCUCCAGUAUGUUCUAGUGAAGGACCUGCAGUCUGGCAGUAGUUAUUUCUUCCUGGUUGAGGAAUGGCUCUCAGUUGAUAACGAGAAAACUGAUGGCAGAGUGGAAAUAGAAGUGGAAGCCUCAGAGGAGGCAGACCUGCGUCACUGGCCCCGCCUACUGACCUGGGAGCUUCAGAGAGCAAUGUGUGAGAGCCAUGUUUGGGUUUCGCUAUGGGAACGACCUCCACGCAGUCCCUUCACACGGCUGCAGAGGGUGACCUGCUGCUCGGUGCUCAUGCACCUUUGCAUGCUCGCCAACACUGUGUGGUAUGGCACCGUCGCCUAUGGCAACAGCUCUACACCGGUGUCUACACAAGUCUCGUUGAAUGAGGAGACUGUUUGGGCGGGUCUUGUGAGCUGUCUAUUAGUGUAUCCUGUCUACCUACUCAUAUUCUGCCUGUUUAGACUGAGCCGUAGCAAGGUCUCUGUGGAGCAGUUACCUCCUCAAGUGGACCAGGAGUCUUUGGAGAUUGAUGACUUCCUGGAUAACUCGCUGACAGGAAGCUCUUUUCUGAUGUUCAAUGGAAUUUCUGGAGAGACAUAUUCAGAAGAGACCAACAUUGACCUGCCCACUCCUUCCACUAAGAGUCUACAGAGGUGGAGUGUUCCGGACUGUGAUUGGCCGGAUGUGUUGACAGAUCCGUCUGUAGAGAUGGGGCCGGUGUUUCCUCCACGGCUGAAGAGAGGGCAGGGCAGCAGACAUCUGGGCGUGGACAUCACCUUCAAUCCAGACGAUGACGACACCGUGUGUCACAACAGCCACAGGAACAAAUAUUUCUCUUCUUCAGAUGAGGACCUCAUCAAGCGGAUUUUAGCUGAUGGUCAGCUUCUGUCCCAGACUGACAGUGAUAUGGGUGAUCUCUCCAGUAUAUUUGGCGAUAAGACGGAGGUGAUUCUGCUACAGAAGAUGAAUGAACCUGUUCUUCCUGCGGGAAUAAGACGAGACCCGCCCAAAACUGCCUUCACGUCUCGCACAGUGGUGACGGAUGUGUGCAGGCCAAGACCGUUUCCUCCUCUAUGUGGAUUGGCUGCUCUGUGGGGCAGCUGGGUCGGGCUUAUCCUGUCAAGCAGCCUAUCAAUGUGGUUGGGACGGAGCUUUAGUGAGGGUGUGGCUUUGAUGUGGCUCAUCUCUUGCAUUGUCAGUUUCCUGUCGUCGUUCCUCAUUUUCGAACCUCUGAAGGUGUUGUUAGAGGGGGUGUAUUUCUCUCUGUUUGUGCAUCGUCUGAGAGCAGAAGAGCAGGACGUGUUGGUGGAUUGUCCACGUGUGGAGCGGGUCGUUCAGCGGAUCCCGAGAGUGAGACCGCCGCAGGGAUUCGCUCUGUCACAUGCCAGAGAGGAAGCAUGCAAAGUUCGUCUGCUACACACCAUGCUGAAGGGCUUUCUGAUCUACAUGCUGUUCCUGCUGGUGGUUUUACUGCUCAACUACUCCGAUUCGGCCAAAGACGCCCACCGCCUGCGACUGCAAACUCAACUGCAGAACUACUUCCACACACAACACUUCAACAACAUCAGCAGUCGUGAGGAUGUGUGGGCGUGGCUCUCAGACUCCCUGUUACCACGGUUACUAGAUGGGCAUGUCCUGAUGAAGAAGACAGGCAGUCUGCUGCUCGGACAGCCCCGCCUCAGACAGCUGAGAACACAGCCAGAAUGCCCCAUCAGUGGAUAUUUCCCGUCAUCCUCGUGGUUUGGGUGUGUCUCUGGCGGGUGGGCGGAGUCAGACUCUGGAUUGGUGCGGAACUGGAGUGUCAGUACAGCUCACAGCAGCGGUGUGUGGCACUGGGGUCAGGUGUCAGUGUACAGCAGCGCUGGAUUUGUGCAGAAUCUCAGCAGAAAGAUGCAGGACUCCAGAAAUCUGAUCAAACAGCUUAGUACACACCAGUGGCUCGACCCGCUGACGAGAGUUUUAUUCGUGGAGUUCUCCCUCUAUAACAUCAACACAGAUCUGCUGGCCGUCUUCUCUUUCCUGCUGGAGUUUCCGGUGUCUGAACGAGCUCAGCUGAGUUUGGACCUCAAAACCUGCAGUCUACACACGCUCAGUCAUGGAAUGGACCUGUCCCUGUUUCUCACGCUCCUCCUUUUGGUCUUUGUGAUCUAUUUCGCGGCACGCGAGGGCGCGGCUGCUCGGAAACAGGGGCGUGGCUACUUCCUGCGUUUAUGGAACAUAGCAAGUGUUUGCAGUCUGGUGUUAGCGAUUUGUGUCGCCUCUCUACACAUCAGUCGCUCCGUGCUCUCUGCCCGCCAGUGGAAGUCAUUUCUCAAGCAACGGGAUGCUUUUACAGACUUUUUUCCCCUCGCUCAACAGAGCCAGGUCCUGACUCAACUCAGCGCAACAUUACUUUUCCUGCUGGUGCUCAAGGCAUCACACCAGCUGCGCUUCAUGAGAGAAUGGGGCGUUUUUGGAAGAACGUUGAGGAGAUCUUUCUGGGAGCUGCUGAUGGUUGCUGUCACUCUGCUUGUGUUCCUGUUGGCAUACUCGCAUACUGGACACCUGCUUUUCCAGUCUGUCAUGGAGGGCUACGGAACUGUUAGCUCCACUUGCGUGAGGUUACUAGGCUCUGGUGGGCGUGGACUGUUGUCAUGGCGACCUGACAGUGGCUCCUCCCCCUGUUCUCCAUCAUGUGCUAUCUUUCACAUAACCUUUACUCUCCUCCGUCUCGUGUUGCUUUGGCUUUUGAUAUCGGCGUUGCUGAGAAACUACCGGCGUGCAAAAGCGGAAAUGUACCGGCCCGCCGUUGACCUGCAGGACUACGAGAUGGUGGAGUUGUUCCUGCGACGACUCAAAAUGUGGAUGGGUCUCAGCCGUGCCAAGGAGUUCCGGCACAAAGUGCGAUUCGAGGGUAUGGAGCUCCCUCCCUCACGUUCUUCUUCAACUAGUGACUGCAAGUCCUUGUGUCUUCCACCUCUGGACACGCCUGAGGCUCCUCCAACUCCCGACAGUGUUGAUGGAGGUUCUGAGGCCUCCUGGCGGCCCACAUCAAGCAGUCCUUGCAGUCUGGCUGAAGCUCCAGGUCUAGGACUAGGCCUCACCUUGGGCCUGGGAGUGGUAGUUGGAGGCCAAGGCUGGAAAGAGAGAGCAGAGAUGGAGGCAACUCUCCACAGGAUCCUCCCUGCUUUUGAUGCUUUGCUCUUGCAGUUGGACCGGGUCAACUAUGCCACAGAGGAACUGUAUCGCAAAGAGUGCCGUCUAGAGAGGAUGCUGAGGAGGAGCAGAGGAAGAGGCAGAGGGGUACAUCACCACAGAAGUCUGGACUCUGCAGGACAGAAGAGACAUGGUAGGGGACACAAGAGGGCAGACAGGAGUACACAAGUGGUAGAAAGAAGUAACAGUCCACCGAAAACUGAAAUAAGUGCACCUACAUCAGAGAGACAUCUUCACAAGAAGGACAGAAGAUCACAAAAAACAGACAAGUUCUUACAAAUGAAUCUACCCACAAGCCCCCACAAGGUAGAUUCAAGUCCUCAUAGGACUGAUAAUUGUCUCCAGAGGGUACAAGAAAGCACUAGUACCAUGGUGACAGGUGUCAGAAAGACUGAAAAUGACACUCACAAGGUACAAGAAAGUCCCAGUACCGUGGUGGGAAGUUUCAUCAAAACUGAAAAAGACCCUCUCAAGGUACAAGGAAGCACCGGUACCGGGGUGGAAAGUGUCAUCAAAACCGAAAAAGACCCUAUCAAGGUACAAGGAAGCCCCAGUACCGUGGUGGGAAGUGUCAUCAAAACCGAAACAGACCCUAUCAAGGUACAAAAAAGCCAUAAUACUGUGGUGGCAGGUUUCAACAAGACUGAAAAAGACCCUCACAAAAUGGAUUCAAGUCCCCUCAAAGCAAAAUUACAAGAGGCGGAACCUAAUCCACACAGGGCCCACAAGGCAGACAAAGCUUCUCAUAAGGUAUUCGCGACACCAAACAAGGUCAAUCCAAAUGUUCUAAAGGACUCCGAGAUUGUUGGCUGUGCCAAAAAACCUGCCCCCACUCUGGCCCCUACCCCUGUUCCCACUCCAAUGUCUGCACCCUCGACUGCUCCUGUUUCUGCCACAACUACCCCAGCACCAAUCCCUCGCACCCACGAGUGGGUUCCCCCCAGCGAGAACCUCCCUUCCAGCGUAUUUCGGCACCCUGCACACACUACUACAAAUCCUACCCGUAAACGCAAGCACAAACCUCCGCCCCUGAAAAACAAGGUGCACCCCAAUACAGACAGACCUAUCUCAGGACACUCCAAGCCUUGACAAUCCAAGGUUCAAAUCAUCAGUAUGCAAGAAAUGGCAAAUGAUGUGAGUUUUAGGAAUUGACAUAAAAGGCUAAGAGACUAAAGGGAUGUUGAAGCACAUGGGUUAUGGUUAGUCAUGAGGAAAUUAAAGAAGGCCCUGGUGACAGCAGGUUCUGUAACCAGGCCCUCAAGUUUUAGCCCUACUUUGGCCUAAAAUUCCAACCUACAAGCCUUUUAAUUGGUAACACCUUAUUUGAAGUCUCAAAAUCAACACAUCUGUGAUGGAAACUAGGUGCAGGUCACCAUGUUUUUUUGCGAUCCUCAAGAAGUUCCAUUUUAAUGCAAGUCGCCAUUUUCCCUUCCCUCUCACGUGACCUCAGUCCAACCCUUUGACCCUGGAGGUCAGCUGGGUUGAAACCGACAAGAGCACGUCUUGUGCUGUCAUACCAAAAUGAACUCUUAAAAGAGCGUGAAGUGACAAUAAGAGACUACAGCAGAAAGCCUGUUAAUGUAGGAUGGCUAGCGCUUGAUGGUAUUUUCGUACAGUGUUUUGAGUUAUGUUUAAUGAAUUGUGUUUAUUUUUGUGUUUUUGUUGAUGGAAGCUAAUGUAAGGUCAUGGGUUUAUCGUGCAUCGAUUCAAACAUAGGUACAGCUUAUUCAGAGGGGCUCACAGUGACAAGUUCACAGACAUAAACAUAAACACACACAGACUUAUAGGUACAUAUUUUUAGAUGCCAUUACAUGCCACCGUUAUAAAUGUAGAGCGACGCUUAUAUGUACUUAUGCAUAAUUCAUGCUUAAUAUAAUGGCAUGUUACUGAAAAUAGACACAUAAACACCUAUCAUAAAAUAAAUGGACUUUUAAGAUUUCCCCAGCCACACUUAAACACACUUAACAAGAGGCCAUCAGGGUGCUAAAAAAAUAGUAAAGCCUCAGGAUUUUUUAUGUUUCUUCAACAUAAUUUCACGUCAACUUCAUUUUGAUGUUAUAGAGCAUUUCUUUGCGCAAAACGCACCAGAGGGCAAGUAAGAUUAGACUAAAAUAGAGAGAUAACUGAAAGAAGAGAGAGUGUGACAGGAUGUUGGUAUUUAAAGAUAGGUAGGAUAUGAAAUAAAAAGGCUGAAAUUGAGAAAUAAAUGGAAGCUAUUGGAAAGUAGAUGAAGGUACAUCCCUCAUUCAAGCACAAGUCCCUGAAUUUUCUGAAUGGAGAUUUGUGGUUUCUCAAAACAAUGUUCCAUAAAGCAUUAUUAUUACUAGAAGUAGUUUGUCAAUGAAAAAAUAGCGUAUGUAAUAUUUACGUUGGUGUUUGUUGUUGCCUGAAUCUAAUUUAAAAAAAGCACUUUGUAUUGAUGUAUAUGAAUGAUUGUGAUUGCAUCAGAGCGCAAUUUAGUUUGAAUGUGUUAUUGAAAUGGCAAAUGUUUAGCAACAAUAAUACAAAUAAGCUUGGUACGAAGAUUAAGAGAUAGCUACAACAGAAUUACUCUCCGUAUAGAUUUUCCAAAGCUUGCUAUUCAAGUAUCAAGAGAUAACUUAAUAAAAUUGUUUCUUUUGUACUUAGCACUUUAUUUCAAUGUCAAGCUUUAGUGCUAUGCCAUAUUUAACUAGUAUGUAUGUUUCUUUCACAUAAAACAGCUUUCCAGAAGUAUUCUCUUUUGAGUAUUAUACAUGAGCUGCAUCAGGAUAUUAAUUGCCAUUAAUGGUCAUUUAUUUGUUUUUAUAGUGUGUUGUUUUUAUUUGCUAUUUUGAAGUACUAAGAUUUAUUAAUUAACAUGUUUACCGUGGUAAUGCUCAGGGACCCUCUUUUUUUAAAACCCAAACCAGGAUUCUUUAUUUUUUUGGUUUGUUUAAGAUGUGUUUUUUUUUUACUAUUCAGUACAUGCAUGAAUGUCUCAUAUACUGAAAUUAAAGUUGUCGAGAGUGAUUGGAUGUCCACUAAAGGGAAAGAGUCAUGUCCACUACAGUAACUUCCUUAUUCAGGCCAUUCCAGAUGAAGAUUUGAUAGGUCAUGUUUAUCUGUACAUAUUGGCAUGCCCUGAUGUAAAUAGUGUAUGUGUUUGAUUUCAUUUUUAUAUCAUUUGCCUUAACCGCACUGACCAGAAAUUGUGGUUUUGUUUUUGUCACAAAAAAGAGAGCACAGGAUGUUCACUCAUUUGUCACGAAUGCUUUGCUGCAUACAGUUAUUUCAUUUCUCCUCGUCAUUGGCCAAAGAAUAAAACCCAAAAAGUAUUAAAGUAUGCUGAUUUUUAACCUUUUUGUAACAGAACUACACACAGCACAACCAGUCAUUUUAAAAUAUAAUGGCUUUUUUGUAGUUCUUUUGCAAGCGAUUUGUAGGGUAAGAGUUUGACAGAAGGUACGUAAUUUUAGAGGGUGUAUGUAGGAUAAAAUCAUGUAUGGCAUAUCAAACCAGUCACAAGUGCCAAAACCAGCUUGCAUGCAAUAAAGUCUUAAUAUAAUUUUCUUUGUAUUAAACGUUUAAGGUAAUUUGUUAAUUGCAGCAUUUGCAUCAUUUUGUGUUGUAUUGUGCUGUUGUAUUUGUAACAUUGUAGCACUUCGCUUUACAUGCUUUUGCACUUGACAAAGUCAAAUAAAGAGUCUGACAGCUGAGA
Molecule: messenger RNA, 17034 nt
Organism: Myxocyprinus asiaticus (Chinese sucker)
Lineage: Eukaryota; Metazoa; Chordata; Actinopteri; Cypriniformes; Catostomidae
Product: polycystin-1-like
Exons: 48
Coding region: 282-14444 (4720 amino acids)
Biological process (GO): kidney development
Cellular component (GO): membrane
Molecular function (GO): protein binding
Source: RefSeq, a predicted model, not a curated record